Molecule: messenger RNA, 2136 nt
Organism: Parnassius mnemosyne (clouded apollo)
Lineage: Eukaryota; Metazoa; Arthropoda; Insecta; Lepidoptera; Papilionidae
Source: the annotation of a GenBank genome assembly
AAGUUAUUAUCUUUGUGAGAGUAUACUAGAGUGACACUUUGACACAGAGACGUUAAACAUGCUUCGAUUCGUGACUCUGCUUGCAGCGGUGCUGUAUGUAUCAGCCGCACCGAACCCUAUCUCCAACGUGCUGAAACUUGACUUGGAUCCUGAUGAAGCCCAGAACUAUAUUAACAACCCGCCUUACACCGAGCCUCAGCUGGUUGGACGCAAGGCUGUUUUACCUCUGAUCAGGUUUGACGACCCUAGGUUUCGCUCUGUUGAAGCAGGCCCGACCCUUGGUCAUUACUGGAGGAAUGGAGAGGAGAUCACGAACCCAGAAGAUUACGUCGAAGAGAUAUAUGACGCUUCCCAAUACCACGGUCAGGACGGUCGAGGUGCAUACGCCUACGGAUACGAGACCCCGGAAUCCGCAAAAGUAGAGGACCGCGCAGGAUCCGGCAAAGUCAAGGGAUCAUACACCUACAAGAGUGGCAACGAUAUCAUUAAGGUUACUUACUGGGCCGACAGCGAGGGCUUCCACCAAGAGGACAACCUUCCUAAAAUCGAGCUGAAACCUGCGGAAGAGACAGAGGAAGUUCGCGCGGCGCGUCUCGCCCACGAGAAGGCUUGGCAGGAGGCACGCGCCGCCGCGCUGCUGUCACCGCAGCCCCAGGGUGAAUACGAGCCAUCCGCAUCCGAGCAGCAAGAUUCCGUUGUGGCCGCGCCGUCAGAAGCACAGUCGCGCGAGGGCAAAGCGUUGCCGGCUUACGGACAGCAGUCCUACCCACAACAGUCCUACCCACAGCCAUCCUCCACGACGACCACAGAAGAACCUGAGCCUACUGGUCCCCCACGUGGUUUCUUCUACAGCUUCACAUACCCGGUCUCCAUCAUAGUUCCCAAGGACAGCGCACAACCUGAACAGAACUACAACCAGGACUUCAGACGCGCAUAAAUUUGUUAACAUUUGGACUAAUACCUAUGACAAAUUGAAAGUACAAUGAAAGUGAUAAAUAAAACACUAUUGUUUUAAGUCUGUAUUAUUAAAAAAAAAAUAAGGUGGGGAGAGACAUUGCCUAACUUGAAUUUUGAUUUAUCCGUUGCGACAUUUAUAUGUACUUACAAAAGUUUGAACAUGACAUAUAUUUGCACUAGUUUUUUUCCGGACCGAUACGACUUAGGAACCUUCAAGAAAAGAGCCUACCCCUUUUUAAAAGGCCGGCAACGCAUCUGCGAUUCCCCUGGUUCCCCUGGUGUUGCAGUUGUUCAUGGGCGGCGGUAGUAACUUACCAUCAGGUGAGCCGCAUGCUCAUUUGCCCCCUCUCCUAUAAAAAAAAAGUUUAAUGAAUAAGCGUUUGUCCUUAUUCAAGAGCUAUAUUGACCACAAAGUAAUUUCCAAGUAUUUUAUUUUUAAUUCUACGUAUGUGUCACUUCAGAGAAUGGCCAAUAAGUUUAGUAGUUACGUGUUUGAGUAAAAAUAUCGAAACAUCUUAACAGACAAUCACAUUUAUAGAAUUAGUAUUGUAAUGCAAUUUUUUUAAGUGAUACGAGUAAUAAAUAUUGAAUUACUAACACCAAUUUACAUUUAAUUACAGCUUGGUAUGCAAUGUCUAGUUUCACCUUUUAAUUUCUAGUGUUUAUAUUUCUACAUGUGUAAUUAUAGUAAUAUCUAAAAGUAAGAUUUUGCAAACAUCUCUAUUAGUGAUUUUUUUUUCAAAGACCCGUUGAUUGGAACGAGAAGUGAAUGGAGCGAAAAGUUCGCAAAUCGUCCGAAUUUUUUAUGUGAUACGUUUCGUUUAAGUAGCGAACAUAAGGUUAGGUUACAACGGUCAGGAUCAGGGUCGAUCGAUUUCUAACUGUAGCGUCGACAAAAUAGGAUUACUGCGUUGCCAUUUUUGUUGCAAGUAGGUUAAGUGAGCUAUUAUUGACUCUACAAUUGAAGUGAAUAUAUUAAAUCAAUAAAUAAACCUAAUUACAAUUGAUCGUUUUAUUUUUCUAUACUGCACAUGAGAGCAGUGAUGAUGGAUGACGCUCUUAAUGGAGAGCUCAUACAGAGAACUAAACCCCUAUUAGUGUUGGAGUACUAACAUAGUCAUUAAGUUUUUAUGGAUACUAACACCUAUACACCCUUAUGUUGUCUAAACCGUUUAAAUG